UGCGAAUACUAUUUUUUUUGUUUACAUAUGAUAUUUUUAUAUGAGAUAAUGUACAAACGAUAACGCUAUUUUUAUACGAAACAUAACAGUACAAAUACAACAGAGUACAAAUAAAACUCUUCACCGAACUCAGCGAACUUCAGGAUUACCAUAAUGACAAUAACGCCUUCAACAUACCCACUCUAAACCCCCUCGAACCCAGCGUGACAUUCGGAGGCACCAUGAUAUCCAGUUAGCCAGGCAGCCAUGCUCGCACGAUGAGCGACACUCUCAGCCAAGACCCAGACGGCUUGGGGGUCGCAUACACGACCCUAACGCCAUCUUACCCGCCCACUCCAGCCACCCCGAGCUCCACGGGCCAGGAAGGCCCACCCGGGGCGAACCUGCCACCCUUCUCCACCUUCUCAUCCGACAUGGACUCGAGCGGAGCCUUCAGUUCUGUCUCCGACCGACUGUUCAGCGACACCAGGCUGCUGGACAUCUCCAACUGGGACUACUACACGGAGGCCCGGCUGCUGGACAGAGGCGAGAACGGGCUGUCCAUCAUCACCUCACAGCCGCAAUACCGGCCGUGGGAGUCGAAACCUGUGGACGCGUCCACAUCGUCGUACUCGGUCACCACGAACACCUUCGCGGACGCUUUCGCCCAGCAAAACGGCGCUUCCAAGCUACCCUCCUUCCAGUCGCAGUUCCAAGCGUUCAACGAGCCACCAGUCGCGACAGGCGAGCCUACCACUCUUACAACUCUCACCCCUGUGUCGCCAAACUCCUCCAGUCCGCAGGGCCACAGCCUGACGCCUCUGAACUCUAACUUCCACACCCUAAGUGCUGUUAACGUGAACCCGCGUAGUUAUCCGUUGGUGCCGGCGCCAAUCCAAGCCAGAGAGAUACCUUCCAUACAGCAGCAGUUCCUCGACGAGCGGCAUAUACAACUGUACUCCCACCCUCCUGGGAAUAUCACGUUGAACAAUACGCUGCACCCGACUUUCAUCAACAACCAGAACGGCGCCAUCAUCCAGAGCAACCAGCUCAUAUCGGCGCCCACGGUGGUGACCGUCUUGAAGUCGGAGCCUGAGCUCAAGCUGCUGCACCAGGAGCCCAUCAAGCUGCAGAACGUGGGCCAGUUCCAGAACAGCAUGGCCCAGGUGCAGACCGACAACGGGCUGUACGGCAUCGAGAAGAAGAUGAACGGUAUAACGUCGCCCACGCGGAACGAUUUCAGGAAGAAGGAGCGCAGGAAAAUCCGGGCGUCGAGCUUGGAGAGCUCGAUGGACAGUGACGGGGCUUCCAGCAACAUGGAGAUAGGCUCGGAGAAUUCGGGCCAAGUGGCGGCUAUCUCGAGCACUGCGGGGUUCAAGACGCAUCAGAUGCUCGCGAACGGGAUGGACAUGGACGCUGAUAUCAGCGGCGGCAGCGUGGACAAGCAGGUGAAGAAGAAGAGGAAAAGGUGCGGAGAGUGCGUCGGAUGCCAGAGGAAGGACAAUUGCGGGGACUGCGCGCCCUGCAGGAACGACAAGAGCCAUCAGAUCUGCAAGCAGAGGCGCUGCGAGAAACUCACGGAGAAAAAGGUUAGUGAAGUUAUUUUGGUGUUUUUGCUUGGUGGAGAGCUGAUCUAA
Phaedon cochleariae (mustard beetle) is the source of this 1616-nucleotide messenger RNA. Lineage: Eukaryota; Metazoa; Arthropoda; Insecta; Coleoptera; Chrysomelidae. The record is from the annotation of a GenBank genome assembly.